Messenger RNA from Engraulis encrasicolus (European anchovy), 2353 nucleotides. RefSeq names its product heterogeneous nuclear ribonucleoprotein C (gene hnrnpcb). The coding region runs from base 389 to 1393 and encodes 334 amino acids. Gene Ontology annotation, molecular function: RNA binding. NCBI's taxonomy places the organism in Eukaryota, Metazoa, Chordata, Actinopteri, Clupeiformes, Engraulidae. The record is from RefSeq and is a predicted model, not a curated record. Gene Ontology annotation, cellular component: nucleus. The transcript has 12 exons.
GUUCCCCACCCCUGCUAGACCAAUGAAAGCCUUUCUCAUUCAUCGCGAGCUUGAAUGGCGUUGCCGCUCAAGUUUACAACCAAUGGAAUCCACUCUUGGUUUCAAUGUAUCCAACCAGAUCCCCCGGAAACCCAUAAGUAACAACCGGCUUGUCUUGUAGCCAAUGAAACAUCGCUUCUUUCCCGGUAGGCGCGGAAAAGGCUUUUCUUUUUUUCCAAAUCCAUUUGGCCGACGCCAUUUCAGAAAGUGAAACAGGAGACAACAGCUCUACAAAACCUGUGUGGAUUGUGCUAAUCAUUUUUAGUCUUUAACUCUUGUUUUGAGGAAGCUUUUUUGAGACAACACUAAUCAGUGACAGGCAGACGAGCCCGCAGAGUCAAACGAUACAAUGGAUCUAUCUCCCACCGGCAGCAGCCACAGUAGUCUGAUGGCCAGCAACGUGACCAAUAAGACGGACCCACGCUCGCUCAACUCCCGCCUCUUCAUUGGCAACCUCAACACCAUGCUGGUGACCAAGGCGGACGUGGAGGCCAUCUUCGGGAAGUACGGCAAGGUCGUGGGCUGCUCGGUUCAUAAGGGCUACGCCUUCGUGCAGUUCGCCAGUGAGCGUAACGCCCGCGCCGCCGUGGCCGGAGAGGACGGACGCAUGGUGGUCGGGCAGGUGCUCGAUAUUAAUCUGGUGAGCGAGCCCAAGGCCCAUCGGCCGACCACCACCAAGCGCUCAGCAGGCGACGUGUACAGCUCAGCAACGGAUGUGUACAGCUCAACGUUCGAUCUGGAUUAUGACUUCCAAAGAGACUACUAUGACAGGAUGUACUCGUACCCCUCGCAAGUUCCUCCCCCUCCCCCACGACCCGUCCCGCGGGCGGUCAUCCCGUCCAAGAGGAUGCGCGUCAGCAUGAGCGGAGGUGGGGGCAGCCGCCGCAACAGGAGCAGCAUCUCCUCCUCCAAGAACAGCCAGCACACGUCACGCACCAGCACCAGCACCAGCACAAUGAAGGUAGAUGACAUGCAAAGCAUCAAGAAGGAGCUGUCUCAGAUCAAGCAGAAGGUGGACUACCUGCUGGAGAGCCUGGAGCGCAUGGAGAAGGAGCACAGCAAGAAGACGCCUGAGGGGAAGAGCGUGAAGCAGGAGGCCAGCUCCUCGUCUCCUCACACCACGGCCAAGAAGGAGCGCCAGAGUCCCGAGAGGAAGACCUACCAGGAGGAGGAAGAGGAGGAGGAGGAGGGAGACCUGCUGGACGACGAGGAAGAGGAGGAGGUGAAGGUGGAGGCCAAGAGUCGCAGCAGGCAGGAGGAGAAUGAAGAUGAGGAAGAGGAGGAGGAGGAAGGAGAACAGGAGGAAGGAGAAGAUGAUGGUGACAGUGCCAGCGGCAGCGGAGAGCACUCUUAAAAAACACACAUUUACACACACGCGCACACACACACACACACAAACAGACAAACCCACACCCCUCUUCACCCUCAAUUCUGAUUUACCUACAGCCCCAGGUAGAAACACACACACACACUCACACUGUUCAGUUCAUGCAAGCAGACAAGCGUAGCUUAGGCCAUUCACAUGCACUGGUGUGUGUCUGUGUACCGCAAGCUGGAGCCGAAGGUUUCCUGCUGUUGGAACACACCUACAGUACACAAGUUGUUACAUUUGAUAUUUUGGUGGCCCCUGUAAAAACUUUAUCAGGGGACAAAUGUGAAGAUGUACACACAGGCAAACAGAGACACUAAAAAGACACUUCAGCCAGCUGCUUUAUCUCAUUCUCAAUCCCCUUGUUGUCUCUAUUUUGUGUGUUUAAUACGUUCUUGUUUGUUUAAUGAUGGCAGAACGUUUGACAUGGCCAGUGAAUUGAUGUUUAUGACUUGAGAGGAUUGGUUUGUUUGUUGUUGUUUUUUUGUUUACACUCGUUUUAUUUGUUUGUCUUUUUGAACCUGAAAGAGCCCUUAACAGUUUCCAUGGACUCUGCUCAGACACAAUAUUAAAUGACGAUUCAUAUAGAGACCUACAGGGGGCAGUGUUUGCUUCAGAGUGGACUUACAGUGGCAGUCUACAUGGUUGAGAGGCUUGUGUGUGGUGUGUGAUGUGUGUGAGAGAUUGUUUGAUAAGCUAAGAGGCAAACCGAAUUGAAUCGAAGCCAGCAUACUUUGCAAAGUAUCAUUAAUGCUCUGGCUUCUGAUAUGAAAUUGUAACACUGUCACAACCUCUAAAGUGGUGUGAAACAAAAGGUUUUUGGCAGUGUGGUGUUUUUCAUCUUUUUAAUGUUAUUUUUACAUGCCUUGUCUCUUGUUUCCGUUCUUGGGCGUUCUGUCAAAUAUUUAAAGAAAAAAAAUAAAGCAAAAGAAAUUCUAACAAUAA